AUUUAGUGGAGGCUGGCUUAUUCUCUGCAUCCCUUUCCCUACGGAUUGCUUGUUUGCUGGGAGUGUCAUCGGGACGGGGAUGAGGGAAGCAGAGCUGUGGGAUCAGCGGGUGCUGUGCGUGGAAAAGUGCUGCAGAAGUUGGUACAGAUCCGUGGAAGUGGGGGGCUGUGGGGCGCCUGGCAGCACUGAGAGUGGGCAGAGCUGCAGGAGUGCAUGGAAAGUACAGAUGGCCCAAAGGGAAGUGGCCCAAAGGGCUGAAGAUGGGCUGAUGUAAUCAGCGUAGUGCCAGCCAAGCAGGACGUUGCUGCUUGUAAAUCACGGGGCAAAGGGCUGCUGUUAGAGAGAGAAAAAUGCUGGUGCUCGGUAAGGGAACCAGACAGAAAAGACAGAGAAGGGUUUGGAUGAAUACAGGGAGGUCACAGCCACAAAAUGCUAACUGGCUUUAAUAAUUGAUGUUAAAGCUGGGCAGCUAAAUCUAAUUUGCUUGUAUUGUUUGUUGUUUAUUUAUGUUGUUUAUUCACUUUCCUGCUUCACCAGUAGGCACCAGGAGGCAAUUUCAGUUUUGUUUCCAAUCACUUUCGCUCUUUGGCUGUCACGUACUUUCAUGAUGUCAUUAUGUUUGGGCUGCAAAUGCUGCAGGGAAGUGUUUAACGCCAAACAAACUGUAUUAACUGACUUAAAAUGUCAUGGAAACAAUUCUAGUGCCAAUAGGCUUUGCAGAAUUUUUCUCUAAUUUUGAAGUUUGAAUUCCAUGAAUACUUUUUGAAAGCUCUCAAGUGUUUCUGCUGUAACAGCACUUCUUUUCCCCCCUCAUUUUGUAGGAAGUAGCCUCUUUGGGCAAAGCUUCAUUUCUUCAAGUUGAACAUAUUAGUUGCAAAAAUACCAGUUGUUAUUAAGAAUGUUAGUAAUGAUGGCAGAACAAAUCAUGGGGAAGAAAUGAGGUUGUGGGGGAAACAUCAAAUGAUUUCACCACGAGCCCCUUUUCUCGCUAGGAUGGAGUUGAUGAGAACUGAUUCACAACUUUGUAAACAGAACUCAACAGCUGAAUUGUUCUGUGUUGGAUUUUUGCUUCUUGUGGGACACUCAACAUGUUUUUAGGUGACCUUAUGGAAGGGGAACUUUAUUCUGCCCUCAAGGAGGAAGAAGCCUCUGAGUCAGUUUCAAGUACGAACUUUAGUGGUGAAAUGCAUUUCUAUGAGCUUGUAGAAGAUACAAAAGAUGGGAUCUGGCUGGUACAGGUCAUAGCAAACGACAGAAGUCCACUGGUGGGUAAAGUCCACUGGGAGAAAAUGGUGAAGAAAGUAUCGAGAUUCGGCAUACGUACUGGCACUUUUAACUGUUCCAGUGACCCCAGAUACUGCAGGAGGAGGGGCUGGCUGAAAUCCACCCUCAUUAUGUCAGUUCCACAGACCAGCACCUCCAAGGGAAAAGUAAUGCUUAAAGAAUACAGCGGGCGCAAAAUUGAAGUGGAGCACAUUUUCAAAUGGAUCACAGCCCACGCUGCUUCUCGGAUCAAAACCAUUUACAACUCUGAACAUUUAAGAGAAGAGUGGAACAGAAGUGACCAGUACCGUGUGAAAAUAUACCUAUUUGCCAGCCUCGACCAGCCUCCAGCCUUCUUCUCUGCACUAAGUGUAAAGUUUACCGGGAGAGUAGAGUUUAUUUUUGUGAACGUGGAAAACUGGGACAAUAAAAGUUACAUGGCAGAAAUUGGUAUCUACAAGACACCAUCCUACAUACUUAGGACUCCUGAAGGGAUUUACAGGUAUGGAAGUAAUGCUGGUGAAUUUAUAUCACUGCGUGCCAUGGAUUCCUUUUUGCGCUCGUUGCAACCAGAAGUUAACGAUUUAUUUGUUUUAAGCUUAGUUUUGGUUAAUCUGAUGGCUUGGAUGGACCUGUUCAUUACGCAAGGCGCCACUAUAAAGCGAUUUGUGGUUCUUAUAAGCACUUUAGGGACGUAUAAUUCACUCCUAAUUAUUUCCUGGCUACCCGUGUUGGGUUUUUUGCAACUACCUUACUUAGACAGCUUUUAUGAGUACAGUUUAAAACUCUUCAGGUACUCUAACACAACUACAUUGGCUUCUUGGGUAAGAGCCGACUGGAUGUUCUACUCUUCGCACCCAGCGCUCUUCCUCAGCACGUACCUUGGCCAUGGUUUGCUGAUUGAUUACUUUGAGAAGAAGAGAAGACGCAAUAACAACAACGAUGAAGUCAAUGCUAACAAUCUAGAGUGGCUCUCCAGCCUGUGGGACUGGUACACCAGCUACUUGUUUCACCCUAUCGCUUCCUUUCAACACUUCCCUUUUGACUCAGAUUGGGACGAAGACCCAGAUCUGUUCUUGGAGCGUUUGGCCUUCCCCGAUCUCUGGCUUCACCCUCUGAUACCAACAGAUUAUAUCAAAAACUUACCAAUGUGGAGGUUUAAAUGCCUCGGCAUCCAUUCGGACGAAACGCUGGAAUCCCUCCAAGACAGCGAAAGUGACUCUGACAGUGAGAACAGAGAGGUGUUCAGCAGUGAAAAAGACAUCUCGGAGGAGGACGAGCCAAAUGCAUUUCACAGGCGCAGGGCAGGAGAGCCUCGCUGCCGUGCCGACAGCUGUUCGUGUGCCAGUCCGUGUUGUCACAGGGAGCCUUGUGAGCGCAAAGCGAGGUCGUACGGGUCGUACAGCACCGCAGACGAGCCGGAUUGGUCAGCGUGGCCCCCUGAGAUGCUGCACUGCACGGAAUGCGUGGUGUGCCUCGAAAACUUCGAGAGGGGCUGCCUGCUCAUGGGCUUGCCGUGCGGCCACGUGUUCCACCAGAAUUGCAUUGUGAUGUGGCUGGCGGGAGGAAGGCACUGCUGCCCCGUCUGCAGGUGGGCUUCUUACAAAAAAAAGCAGCCAUACAUGCAACCACAGCCUUUGUCCAACGAUGCCCCGUCUUAGCCGUGCGUCCGUGUCCUGUGUCAGCUUUCAGGAUAUUACUGCUUGCCUUUUCAAUGUUAGUCACUUAAAAGAUUACGUGGUUUGAAGUUUUAGUUUAAAUGUUAGUGCAGUGAACUAAAAUAUACACGAUCUAACGUUAAUGGCAGAGUUAUUUGGUUGCCUUGUGUGUUGAACUGAAUGCAUUCUUACCGUACAAUAACUUCUUUCUUUUCAUCAUCCUGAAACUCGACGCUGUUUUUGUAAGCACAAAAUCAAACCUCCACCAGAAGCGUAUCCCAGCAAACGUUUACAAGUGAGGAUAGGGGGGGAAUCUAAAUUCUAACCGGAGAUGAUUGCUUAAUUUAAGUGUUUCUUAUUUUAGAGUCUGUUCAGCACAUCCUUGUUGAAUAAUGUACGUUAUAAGACAGUACCGUUUAAAAAGAGAUACGUGAAAUAAAUUAUUUUAAAAGGAGAUUUGUAAUGUUAAUUGUUUUGAUAAAUAUUUUGUGUGUAUAGUUACAGAUGUCUUGCUGGUCUGAUUUAUCUGUGAAGACAAUAAAAAUAUAACACAACUUUUGUGACUAAUAAAUCAUCUCCUAGG
This is a messenger RNA of Tympanuchus pallidicinctus (lesser prairie-chicken), 3504 nucleotides long. It is a transcript of the gene CHMP3, whose product is annotated as charged multivesicular body protein 3. NCBI's taxonomy places the organism in Eukaryota, Metazoa, Chordata, Aves, Galliformes, Phasianidae. Gene Ontology annotation, cellular component: ESCRT III complex; multivesicular body; endoplasmic reticulum. Gene Ontology annotation, molecular function: ubiquitin-protein transferase activity. The record is from RefSeq and is a predicted model, not a curated record. Gene Ontology annotation, biological process: protein transport; protein ubiquitination; late endosome to vacuole transport. The coding region runs from base 1089 to 2924 and encodes 611 amino acids. The transcript has 4 exons.